Molecule: messenger RNA, 754 nt
Organism: Toxorhynchites rutilus septentrionalis
Lineage: Eukaryota; Metazoa; Arthropoda; Insecta; Diptera; Culicidae
Exons: 4
Coding region: 55-720 (221 amino acids)
Source: RefSeq, a predicted model, not a curated record
UGUUUCCAAAAAAGUAAACAAAUCGUUUCUUUGAAAAGUGUGAAUUUUCGCAAAAUGUUAUCAUUUAUGCGUUUACGUACUGCAAUAUCCACGAAUUUAACGAGGACAUCUUCAGCAACUUCAUUAUGGUUCAACAAUUCGUCCGUUAGCCUUCGACAUAUUUCGACUUCAACUGCAUGGCUCAGCAUGGGUCCCAAAAGUAUGAAAGAGGAACGGUAUCGCAAAAAAGACAAAGUUCCGCUGGAUUAUCGAAUCAUUUAUAAAGCUCCGAUGGAUUAUUAUAUGACCGCAUGCAACUAUACUUCGACCUUUAGUUUUGUAGCAUUCGGCGCGAUCGCGGCAUUUGCGUAUCUUCAACCUCUGAAUCUAAUAGCCUUUCCAUACGAGAUUGAAUUUGGAACCCUUGCAGCUCGUGAAAGUGAUUUGCCAAUUUUUCUAGGGUUUUUCCUGCUCUUCAACAUCGGAAUCCGUAUCAUGGUUAAUCGGUAUCCAUUGCGGAUUUACAGGAAUGAUGAAAAAUAUCUAGCUGUUUUCGAAGGAUCCCUGCCGUUAACCAAAAGAAUAUUAAAAUUCCGGAAAGGGGAUGUGAUGCCGGUACCCUUGGGAGGCAUUCUACCGUGGCAGGACGCACGAUAUAAAAUAAAUGGCAAGCGUGUAUUUCUGUUGGAUGAUUAUUUUCGAACUCCUUCGGAACUUAAUGCGAUGAUUGAAAAAAUAUAAUAAAUCUAACGUAAUGCUGACUUAUUAUUCCUUA